UGGUCCCUCGGUCGCAGCUCGUGCCGCCUCCUCCGCGCCGCCGCUGUCUCAGCCGCUCGCUUCGUGGGUCGGUCCCUCCGGCACACGAGUUCCAGCCGCGCCACAGCCGCCCUUCAAGCCCUUCAGGCCGUCCCGGUCUCCUUCCUCCGGCUCGACCCAGCCCGUGAAGAUGGUGGACCGCGAGCAACUGGUGCAGAAAGCCCGGCUGGCCGAGCAGGCGGAGCGCUACGACGACAUGGCCGCGGCCAUGAAGAACGUGACAGAGCUGAAUGAGCCACUGUCCAAUGAAGAACGGAACCUGCUCUCUGUGGCUUACAAGAAUGUCGUUGGAGCUCGCCGUUCCUCAUGGAGGGUCAUCAGUAGCAUUGAGCAGAAGACAUCUGCAGAUGGCAACGAGAAGAAGAUAGAGAUGGUUCGUGCUUACCGGGAGAAAAUCGAGAAGGAGCUGGAGGCGGUGUGUCAAGAUGUGCUGAGCCUGCUGGACAACUACCUGAUCAAGAAUUGCAGCGAGACCCAGUACGAGAGCAAGGUGUUCUACCUGAAGAUGAAAGGGGACUAUUACCGCUACCUGGCUGAAGUAGCCACUGGAGAGAAGCGGGCCACCGUGGUGGAGUCCUCUGAGAAGGCCUACAGCGAAGCCCAUGAGAUCAGCAAGGAGCACAUGCAGCCCACCCACCCCAUCCGGUUGGGCCUGGCGCUUAACUACUCCGUGUUCUACUACGAGAUCCAGAACGCCCCAGAGCAAGCCUGCCACUUGGCCAAGACCGCCUUUGACGAUGCCAUUGCUGAGCUCGACACUCUGAACGAGGACUCCUACAAGGACUCCACUCUCAUCAUGCAGCUCCUCCGUGACAACCUAACGCUCUGGACAAGCGAUCAGCAAGACGACGAGGGCGGAGAAGGCAACAAUUAAGGCCCCAGGUGGACUGGCAGCGCACGCUGAUGCUACUACUGCAGUCUUUAUUUUUUUCCCAUGAGUUGGGGGUCGGGUGGGGGAGGGAAAGGGAGGGCUGACCUUCCCAGGGAGAAACCCACGACCUGUCCUGUCUUUGAUCGCCUCUUUGACGUUUUUGCCAAAAUACCACUAGUGGAAAGUCAGGCUAGCUGUGCUGGUAUUGGAGUAGCAGUCUCACGGCAUAUGGACUGUGGUGUAGGUUCAUGCAAGUGGAGCUGUCUGUCUUUAAUUUAACUUAUUGCUAGGUGAUAGGUUUUGAGAUGAAAAGAAAAUGUAAAUGGAAUGGCCCUCAUUCAGUAAGUUCUGUGGUUCCAGUAACGAUUUUAUGUACAUACGCUCUUGUCUUAAGUUUUGGGUACUUUCUCGCUCCUCUGUUUUAGCUGUGCAUUUCUUUUGGGGUGUCCUCUACCAGACAUGGCAUAGUUUAAAUCCCAAGCAAACAGACUUGGAGCAUGAGGUUUGCUCAUCCUACAGUUUAGGCCUGCCCGUUUUCCUCAAGUCUGAUUAGUUGACAGUAUUAACACUAAAUUGCAGUUUACAGUAUUUCUACAUUACAGCCAUAUGUGACAUCAAGCCAUCAAUUGUGAAUUUUUCUUUGCUGUUUUUUUUGGCUUUACAUUCUUCUUUAGCCGUAUCUAGGUUGGUUUUGCUGUUCUCUGCCUCCUUGGCUAACAAACGUGCCCUGAGGAGAGUCAAAGCUACUUUAGGUUCGGUUAAUAGGUGCUUGGCAGGUGGCUGUGGGAUUUCAUCCUCCUUUCCUCUUAACAAAUCAACAACAGAAGUUAUUAAUCACUUUAACAGAAACGUUAAGCACCGCAAAAAUGGAGGCACUUCAGGUCUGUCUGUCAUGUAUGGUGUUAGAUUCUCCAUGACCCCUGCUCCCAGCUGCCUCAGCUCCUUCCUCAGGGAUUGCACUGCCAUUUGCUCCCCUCUGCACGUGAACUUUCCCCGCUGUACCGGUGCCCACGGCACACGAGUGGCUUGGAGGUUGGAUCGUAGAGGCUGGUGGCCUUCAAGAAGGUGUGUGGUGCAGUGUGGAGAGUCAGGUGCUAGAAGCUGAACCUGUAGAGACCCGGCAGGAGGCGCUGCGCCUGCCCAGCCUUCCUCCAGCUCUCCUUCCUGAGGGCAGGCCUGCUGCGGUGGUGAGUGAAGUCACCAUGGGGAGUAAGCGCUGAAUCCUGUUUGACCAAAAUUUUUCCCCUUUUUCUAUUCAAGGAAAGCAUGGAAGUUGGAGGUUGACCUCUCUGAGUUAGCGCACAUUUUGCAAUUGAAGGAAACCACAGAGCUGUUUCCACACAGCUGUUCUCAGUUAGCCCUGGGGCCCUCCUUCCCACUGCAGCUUGGUCUCUGUAAACAUGACCCAUUGCAUGUCGCCUGUCCAGUUUUUCUUAGCUUUUUUUUUUUUAAACAAAAUCAGUAACCAUGUGGACUCCUAGGAUGGGUAAUGACACCAGAGUUACUUUGUUACUUUAUUUUAUUUAGGCAAGGAGAGAUAUGAGUAAUGACUGAGGAAAACCUGACAUGCUUUUGCUAGACCAAAAUCAAGCUUACAAUUAUGAAAUGAGUAUGUUUAACAGGACACAGUGACAGUGACAAUAGAAGCGUGGUGAUGACCGUAGAGUCAGUGUGCUCCGUAGUAUUGCAGUUUCCCAGCAUGAUUUUCCUUCGAGGGCCCCUCCUCACCCUGAUGGAAGUCCUGACUCACUGAAUUCUUCCAAGGAGUUCUAACUCAACAGAGCUUUGUCGCUUUAGUGCCAUUACAGGAGCCUGGAGUCAUCGCUGUGGAUGGAAAACAUUUGGGGGAAGGGGCGGGUGGGUCUUUCCCUAAUUUUAUCUUCAUGUCCAGUGAGCAGUGUCAUGUCCGUCCUUAUCGCAUUUGGAAAUGAUUGACUGGAAUUACAAAACCUAUUUUUCCUUUAAAUUUCAGCUUUGGCUCUGGCUGCGUUUUAGAAUAAUGCAAGAUAAAAUCCCUGCAGACAGACAGAGGGCUGGAACUGAAGAGGGACAGGAGACUUGGUGUUACGCAGCUUGAAUGGUUUCUUUUCUUUUCUUUAUUUUUAAAGAAAUGCACUUGCCUAUGAUACUGUCUCUCCAGUGAAAUGAUUACUCCUCCAUUACUCUAUUGAUACAAUAUUGUGCAUGCUCGUGUUGUAUUUCUAUACAGUAGCUUGAAAUUUAUUAACUUAUACUGUAGGUGUUAUGUAUUCCUAUGACAAAAAAAAAUUAAGUCUUCAAAUUUUUUAAAGUUUUUUUAAUUUAAUUUUUCCUUUUGGGGGUACAAGUUUGCUCUACCAAAUAGUGAUCGUAACAAAUUGAUCUGUUUUGGAUGUUGCUAUAGUGACAUGCAGUUAUAUAUUUUGUUUUUAAGGGGGGGGGGGCAAAAGAAACACCAGUGUUAGCUUAAUCUUAAUGUCUGGUGUUUGUCAUGGUGAAAUUAUAACUAUUACAGUGUAGGAGAGCACUGACUAUGUUCUCCGAAUGAGCCUUUGUGCUUUUUGUCAUGUUAUGCAGUGAACUAUUUUUAAGGUCUAAUCAGUGAUUAUUUUUCCAACUCCGUGUUUCUCUAAGGAAUUAUUUCGCACACGGACCAUUCUUAGCAGUUUUCCUCAGUGAUGGAAUAUCAUGAAUGUGAGUCAUUAUGUAGCUGUCGUACAUUGAGCAAAUAAACUUACAGAUCUGA
Molecule: messenger RNA, 3635 nt
Organism: Marmota flaviventris (yellow-bellied marmot)
Lineage: Eukaryota; Metazoa; Chordata; Mammalia; Rodentia; Sciuridae
Gene: Ywhag
Product: tyrosine 3-monooxygenase/tryptophan 5-monooxygenase activation protein gamma
Source: RefSeq, a predicted model, not a curated record